This is a messenger RNA of Jatropha curcas, 2418 nucleotides long. It is a transcript of the gene GBSS1, whose product is annotated as UDP-Glycosyltransferase superfamily protein. Gene Ontology annotation, molecular function: alpha-1,4-glucan glucosyltransferase (UDP-glucose donor) activity. NCBI's taxonomy places the organism in Eukaryota, Viridiplantae, Streptophyta, Magnoliopsida, Malpighiales, Euphorbiaceae. The record is from RefSeq and is a predicted model, not a curated record.
CACGUAUAGUAGCAAAUGCAUCUACGCCGCUCUCUAGAAAACCCCUCCAGUGCUCUCAGUCUCAUCAGCUACUGAAAAUUUCAGUGACAGAACCAAAUCAUAAACCCGAAACCGAAGCUCUAUUCGGUCCUCUGCUCUCCUCGACCAGCACCGACACAUUCUCGACGUAACGUAACAGACUUCUCGGCCUAAGCUUAAAUUUGUAGGAUUUUGUUGAGAGAUUUUCUCGCUAGUUUGGUGAUAUCCGACUAAAUAUAUAUAGAUUGAUCCUGAGAAUACUAUGGCUACUCUGACAGCUGCACAGUUGGUGUCGAGGAGCAGCCAUGGAUCAGAAGCAAAGCCUCAGAUUGGACUCAGGACUCAAACCAUGACUUACCAUGGCUUAAGGUCUCUCAACAUGGUGGAUAAGCUGCAAAUGAGAAAACAAUCCAAGGCAGUGGCUACCAAAGCUGGGAAAAAAGUGUCUGCAACAAAGAAUGAUAGACCUUCCGGCAAUAUCAUUUGUGGGCAAGGCAUGAACUUGAUCUUUGUUGGAGCUGAAGUUGGUCCGUGGAGCAAAACUGGUGGACUUGGUGAUGUUCUUGGAGGACUUCCCCCGGCCAUGGCUGCAAGAGGGCACCGGGUGAUGACAGUCUCUCCUCGCUAUGACCAGUACAGGGACGCAUGGGACACCAGUGUAUUGGUGCAGAUUAAAGUUGGGGAUAAAAUUGAAACUGUCCGCUUCUUCCACUGCUACAAGCGAGGAGUUGAUCGUGUGUUCGUGGAUCACCCAAUUUUCCUUGAGAAGGUUUGGGGCAAAACUGGGUCCAAAAUCUAUGGCCCCAGAGCAGGAAUCGAUUACAAGGACAACCAAAUGCGAUUUAGCUUGUUGUGCCUAGCUGCUCUUGAGGCACCAAGAAUUCUGAACUUGAACAGCAACAAAUAUUUCUCAGGACCAUAUGGAGAGGAUGUUAUCUUCAUUGCCAAUGAUUGGCACGCUGCUAUUCUUCCAUGUUACCUAAAAUCCAUUUACAAACCUAUGGGAAUUUACCAGAGUGCCAAGGUUGCCUUUUGCAUCCACAACAUUGCAUAUCAGGGCAGAUUUGCCUUCUCAGACUUCUCACUUCUCAACUUGCCAGAUCAAUAUAAGGGCUCCUUUGACUUUAUCGAUGGAUAUAAUAAGCCUGUCAAGGGAAGGAAAAUCAAUUGGAUGAAGGCUGGAAUCUUGGAAUCAGACAGGGUUUUGACUGUGAGCCCAUACUAUGCCCAGGAACUUGUUUCUGGAGAAGAUAGAGGUGUGGAGCUGGAUAAUAUCAUUCGCAAAACUGGCAUUACUGGUAUUGUAAAUGGUAUGGAUGUCCAGGAGUGGAAUCCUGCUACUGACAAAUAUAUAGAUAUCAACUAUGAUGCAACAACUGUUAUGGAUGCAAAGCCUUUAUUAAAGGAAGCUCUUCAAGCAGAAGUUGGGUUGCCUGUUGACAGGAACAUUCCUUUAAUUGGUUUCAUUGGUAGACUAGAAGAGCAGAAAGGUUCAGAUAUUCUGGUUGCAGCUAUUUCACAGUUGGUUCAACACAAUGUGCAAAUAGUAAUACUUGGAACUGGCAAAAAAGGCUUUGAAAAGCAAAUUCGACAGCUGGAGGUAUUGUACCCAGAUAAGGCUAGAGGAGUUGCAAAAUUCAAUGUCCCGUUGGCCCAUAUGAUCAUAGCUGGUUCUGAUUUUAUGUUGAUACCAAGUAGAUUUGAGCCCUGUGGUCUCAUUCAAUUGCAUGCUAUGCGAUAUGGAACGGUGCCCAUUGUUGCUUCCACUGGUGGUCUUGUUGACACUGUUAAAGAAGGUUACACAGGAUUCCAAAUGGGGGCCUUCCACGUUGAAUGUGACAGAGUUGAUCCGGCUGAUGUAGCUGCAGUGGUUACAGCUGUUGUAAGAGCUCUUGCCACUUAUGGCACCGUUGCUUUAAGAGAAAUGAUUCUGAACUGCAUGGCCCAGGAUCUUUCAUGGAAGGGACCAGCCAGAUUGUGGGAGAAGAUGCUUCUGGACCUGGAAGCUGCUGGCAGUGAACCUGGCGUUGAAGGGGAGGAGAUUGCUCCUCUCGCUAAGGAGAAUCUCGCCACUCCUUGAGCAGCAAAGAUAAUAUGUUUCUGAGGGUUUCUAAUGUUUGACCGUAGCAAAUACAUAAUACAUAGACAUCUAUUCCAGUCGCAAGCCUUGUGGCGAUCGGUCCAGUUCUCGAAUCAAAGGGAUUUUGCUACAUUUUUCCUCUUUCUGUUAUGGUGUUCUCUUCCUGAUGAAUGUUAUUUCAAUCAGGGUAAAAGAGAAUUCACCAACUAACGUGUGUAAUCUCGUUGUGUGGGAUCUUAACAGAAAAUUCACAGCCUUUUUGCAAGGGCUUUUAUGUGAGUAAAUAAAAUUUUAUCAUCUGAUAAAUAAUGUUUCUUGUC